AACAACUUUAAAGUGAAAUUAUCAUUAUAAUAAACAAGAAGAAGCCAACAUGACAUUCAGGAGGCUGAAGAAGGUGAACUCCAGCGCACCAGACUGUGGAGCAACAUCUCAAGACAACGACAUUUAUUUCCCUUCGUCAAAGUCAGACAGCUGCAGGACUGUGGACCCGUCGAGAAACUCCUCGGAGGUUUACAACUACAAGACUCUGGCUUACUCUGGAGGGACGCUGCCCAGAAACUUCAAAAGGGGUGGUGGCGGGUUGCAGAAGUGGAAACCCCAAACACAGUCACCAGAACCACAAAGAAAGGUGGUGGUCCUGGAGAAGAAAGACGAGGAAACGUUUGGUUUUGAAAUCCAGACUUACGGCCUGCACCAUCAGGACCAAAACUCAGUGGAGAUGUGUACGUUCGUGUGUAAAGUGCACGAUGAAAGUCCCGCCCAGCAAGCAGGCCUUAAAGUUGGAGACACCAUCGCAAGUGUGAACGAGGCCACCGUGGAGGGAUUUCGGCACAAGGAGAUAGUUCAGCUCAUCAGGGCCUGUGGCAACUCACUCAGGCUGGAGACGAUUUACAGCGACUCGAUCCGAAAAGCGGAGCUGGAAGCCCGGCUACAGUAUCUGAAGCAAACUCUUCAUGAGAAAUGGGAUGAAUAUCGGUCGUUGAUGGUGCAGGAGCAGAGACUUGUUCAUGGUAUAGUAAUGAGCGAUGCUGCGGUGUACGAGUCCCUGGAGUCAGCAGGCGUUUACGGCAGCCUCGGCAUUCCCAGCCCUGCCGUUCAAAGAGCCCUCCGCUGCACCGGCAGCACCAGCAGCAGCGCCAGCAUUCUCAGCACGGCCACUGAAGACGACCCUCUCUACCAGACCUGCCUGUACCAGGCGGACGGCAGCGUGGAUUCAGACAACACCAGCGUGGACAAACUGAAAGAAAAGCCGCCGCAGAAGCAGCGUCUCCGACCGGCCAGCGAGCUCUUCACUUCAGCCAAGACGCAUCUGACCCGCAGCGCCAGCACACGCAGCUACGUGAGGGGGACUUCGUCGUCGUCGUCGUCCACCUCGGGGGAGAAGCAGGGAGGGUUCAACUCGCUGCAAAGGAAGCCCAAACAGAAGAGCUUCCGCAGGCGCCUCCUCAAAUUCAUCCCAGGUUUAAACCGGCCGCUGGAGGAGGAGGAGAGCAAAUUGUGAGCAGCAAACUGUGAGCUGUUCAUCAGAACCAAAGACUUAAAAUCUCCAGUGACUGUCAAACUAAGCGUCCAAAGAUGAAAGUGCAAGUAGCCCCAAAGAGUGAAGAGAUUGAGACCAAAGUGUGAAGGCUCUGUAGUUGCACCUCUCCAUGUUUAAAUGGGUAGACCAAUGAACAUUUGGUAGCCUCCAGUGUUUCAAAGCUGUACAUAACUUUUGUUUUCAUUAGUUUUGUUCUUUAAAUUAUUUAUUUAUUUUGACAUGUCUGCUUUAUGUACAGAAUGAAGGAUUUUUCAGUUUUUACUGCAUGCACCGACUUAUUUCGACAGCUGAAUUAAAAGACCCGUUAUGACUGUGA
Messenger RNA from Scomber scombrus (Atlantic mackerel), 1535 nucleotides. RefSeq names its product trafficking regulator and scaffold protein tamalin (gene tamalin). Bases 50 to 1180 code for a protein of 376 amino acids. The record is from RefSeq and is a predicted model, not a curated record. Gene Ontology annotation, molecular function: protein binding. The transcript is spliced from 8 exons. Lineage: Eukaryota; Metazoa; Chordata; Actinopteri; Scombriformes; Scombridae.